This is a messenger RNA of Astyanax mexicanus (Mexican tetra), 1505 nucleotides long. It is a transcript of the gene morn2, whose product is annotated as MORN repeat containing 2. Bases 157 to 573 code for a protein of 138 amino acids. Lineage: Eukaryota; Metazoa; Chordata; Actinopteri; Characiformes; Acestrorhamphidae. The record is from RefSeq and is a predicted model, not a curated record. The transcript is spliced from 5 exons.
GCGGACAUUGUUGUUUACGGGUUGCCGGGGUGAAGCAGCUUUUUCACUGCAGGGUUUAUGGUUUCUGUUUUACUGAAAUAGUCCUUUAAUUUUAGAUAAACAGACUGAAUUAAGUCUACUGCUCUUUUAUUAGAGGACUGUAUUUUGUUUAUCAUCAUGUCUGAUGAGUGUGAACAGUCUGAGCUUCUAAAAAUCUCCUACAUUUUUCCAAAUGGAGACACGUAUGAGGGGGAGUGCUGUCAUACCCCUGAAGGAGUGAUGAUGAGACAAGGUACUGGCACACAGAUCUCAUCUUCUGGGACAACAUAUUCCGGAGAGUGGAGCAAUGAUAAGAUGAAUGGCAGGGGGACUCUUUCUCAUCCUUCUGGGGCUGUGUAUGAAGGCCAGUUCAGGGAGAACAUGUACCACGGCAGGGGAACGUACUCCUUCCCUGAUGGAACCACAUACUCUGGAAACUUCAAUAACAACAGAUUUGAGGGUGAGGGAGAGUUCACAGAUGCAGAAGGACACGUGUGGGCAGGAAGCUUCCACAGAAAAGCAGCGCCGGGACUCAAACUCAAACUCAAUAUGUAACACACAGAUACUGAAUGUGCCUGUUGAACACAGGGCCUUAACGCAGCGAGUUGAUUUUGUUUUCCAGUGGCUGAGCGUUCUCUGAUUAACAAGUAAGUGUGUGUUCUUCUCAUAACAGAACGCUCAUUGUCUAUCCUGAAAAAAAGGGUAUUUUUUAAUCUUUUUAUUUUUUUAUCAAUAAGUGGGCAUGUCUGAAUCUGAAGGAGAUUUUUGAAAAACCUUACAGGGCUGUUCUUACCCUGAGACUAGAACCGAACAUGAGCGAAGAAUAAUUUAAAAAAAAGUUUUUGUGAAGAGUUACAACAAACUGAUAGUAUUAACAUUAAAACCUUACUGGUAGACAAAUUCUGUCCAAUUAUAUUACAUAUAAAGUAUUUACUUACUUUAAGAGGAUUAGCCUUAACCUAAUUAUCCUAGUUAAAGGGCACAUAUAGAGGAAAAAGAAACGUGAGAAAAGCUGAGCCGAGAUCUUAGAUGCUCAGAAUUCUUACAUUGCAAUGAUUAGCUAAUUAUUUCACACUAUUUGUGUACAGCUCAAUGUCAUUAUUCUGGGAUAUUCUACAAAUAUCUGUGCUUAGCGGCAAGCACACCUGUUUGUAAUCUAGUCUGUUAAUAUGUGUUCGUAUAUGCUUUUAUGCUAUAUAUAUUUUUUUAACAUUGCACUUGGCAACGUAUUGCCAAGUUAUCCGCUACAUACUGAAUGCUUUAUCUCUGGUGUUUUUUCUGCUUGUUACCAAUCUCUGUCUGUUCACUGUUUCUAUUUGUUAGCUUUGCUCCAUAUUGGAUUUGUUGUUUGGUAUGACUACUUUUCUGAUUUUGUAUCCCAGCUUGUCUGUUUUAGUUGCCUUAGCUCUGUUAUUUAGUGUAACGUCUGGUUAUCUUUGCACCCCUGCAUUUAUUAAAGUAUUUAUUAAACUGAUUUAUCCCUUUUA